This is a messenger RNA of Ipomoea triloba (trilobed morning glory), 2643 nucleotides long. Its product is annotated as elongation factor G-2, mitochondrial. The coding region runs from base 83 to 2371 and encodes 762 amino acids. Lineage: Eukaryota; Viridiplantae; Streptophyta; Magnoliopsida; Solanales; Convolvulaceae. Gene Ontology annotation, cellular component: mitochondrion. The transcript has 20 exons. Gene Ontology annotation, biological process: mitochondrial translational elongation. The record is from RefSeq and is a predicted model, not a curated record. Gene Ontology annotation, molecular function: GTPase activity; translation elongation factor activity; GTP binding.
AGAGGGUACAUUUCUGCUUCCCGCAGAGUGGAGAUUUUCCGCGGAAUCACAGGGGUUUUACCAAAAACCCUAAACCCCAACAAUGGCGCAGUCCACUCGCUCCUCUGCUUCAAGGCUGCUCUACACAAUCUGCUCCUCCUCAAAAACAGCUCUGUUGAAGCCUCAAUGCCCGGCCCCAACUCCUAUUGCGGCUCUUCUUGCCGGGAACUUCCAGCUCCGCCACUUCUCUGCUGGCAGUGCUGCCGCCACUCGACUGAAGGAGGAGAAGGAGGCUGUGUGGAGAGAGUCACUGGAGAGGGUUCGGAACAUUGGAAUUUCGGCGCAUAUUGACUCCGGGAAGACCACGCUGACGGAGCGGAUACUGUAUUACACGGGUCGGAUCCACGAGAUUCAUGAGGUCAGAGGCAAAGAUGGAGUUGGAGCUAAGAUGGAUUCCAUGGAUUUGGAGAGGGAAAAAGGGAUUACGAUUCAGUCUGCGGCCACUUACUGUUCGUGGAAAGACUACCAGGUGAACAUAAUUGACACUCCAGGUCACGUUGAUUUCACCAUUGAAGUUGAGAGGGCUUUGCGUGUUCUUGAUGGUGCGGUUCUUGUACUCUGUAGUGUUGGCGGUGUGCAGAGUCAGUCAAUCACGGUUGAUCGGCAAAUGAGAAGAUAUGAAGUUCCAAGACUUGCUUUUAUCAAUAAACUUGAUCGAAUGGGGGCAGACCCAUGGAAAGUUCUAAAUCAGGCAAGGUCCAAGCUUCGGCACCAUGCUGCUGCAGUGCAAGUUCCAAUUGGGCUAGAAGAUGACUUCAAGGGUCUUAUUGACCUUGUGCAUAUGAAAGCUUACCACUUCCACGGUUCCAGUGGUGAGAAAGUUGUCACAGAAGAUAUUCCUGCAGAUAUGGAAGCAUUUGUUGCUGACAAGAGGCGUGAGCUUAUUGAAGCAGUGUCUGAGGUUGAUGAAAAACUUGCUGAAUCAUUUUUGAGUGAUGAACCUAUAUCAAAUGAUGAUCUAGAGGAGGCAAUACGAAGAGCAACGGUAGCACGUGAAUUCGUUCCCGUAUUUAUGGGUAGUGCAUUCAAGAACAAGGGUGUUCAACCUCUUCUUGAUGGUGUUCUUAAUUAUCUCCCUUGUCCAAUUGAAGUCGGUAACUAUGCUCUUGAUCAAAACAAUAGUGAAGAGAAGGUUAUGUUAACAGGAAGUCCAACAGGCCCUUUGGUUGCCUUGGCUUUCAAAUUGGAAGAAGGCCGGUUUGGUCAGUUAACAUAUUUAAGAAUUUACGAAGGUGUCAUUAGAAAGGGUGAUUUCAUGAUCAAUGUGAAUACAGGCAAGAAGAUCAAGGUUCCUCGCUUGGUACGGAUGCAUUCAAAUGAGAUGGAGGACAUUCAAGAGGCACAUGCCGGACAAAUAGUUGCUGUAUUUGGUGUAGAUUGUGCUACAGGGGAUACUUUUACAGACGGAUCAGUUAGGUACACUAUGACUUCUAUGAAUGUACCUGAACCAGUGAUGUCAUUAGCAGUUUCACCUGUUUCUAAAGAUUCUGGGGGACAAUUCUCAAAAGCUUUGAAUCGCUUCCAGAAAGAGGACCCAACAUUCCGAGUAGGUUUAGAUCCUGAGAGUGGCCAGACAAUUAUCUCUGGAAUGGGUGAGCUGCAUUUGGAUAUAUAUGUUGAGCGAAUCCGAAGAGAAUACAAGGUUGAAGCAACAGUCGGAAAGCCUCGAGUGAACUUCAGAGAGACUAUCACUCAACGUGCUGACUUCGAUUAUUUACACAAGAAACAAAGUGGUGGACAGGGUCAAUAUGGUAGGGUAACUGGGUAUGUGGAGCCACUUGAACCUGGGUCCUCAACAAAAUUUGAAUUUGAUAACAUCAUUGUAGGACAGGCUAUACCAUCAAACUUUAUCCCAGCAAUUGAGAAGGGCUUUAAGGAGGCUGCUAACUCGGGUUCACUGAUUGGUCACCCAGUUGAGAAUAUUCGUGUUGUUUUGACGGAUGGUGCUUCACAUGCUGUUGAUUCAAGUGAACUUGCAUUCAAACUAGCAGCAAUCUAUGCCUUUAGACAGUGUUACACAGCAGCACGGCCUAUCAUAUUGGAACCUGUGAUGCUUGUUGAAAUAAAAGUACCAACAGAAUUUCAGGGCACUGUUACUGGGGAUAUUAACAAGAGGAAAGGUGUCAUUGUUGGGAAUGACCAGGAAGGAGACGACUCUGUCAUCACUGCUCAUGUUCCUCUCAAUAAUAUGUUCGGGUACUCAACUUCUCUUCGGUCAAUGACACAGGGAAAAGGUGAAUUCACAAUGGAGUACAAAGAACAUUCGUCAGUUUCCCACGACGUACAAACACAACUGGUUAACGCGUACAAGGCCACCAAAGGAACCGAAUAGAUAGCGUGGUUUUCAAGUGCCUACCUUUCAUUCUUUGCCAGAACCAUAUGUUGCUCUAGGUGGAUUUAUGACAAUUUAGAGUUUGGGACCGAAAUAUGGUCUAUGAAUUUUGAUAACAUCUCCAAAAUAUAUCUUCUUUUUAUUUAUAUAUUAUAAUGAUCAUGAAUCAAACUUUUAAAGAUUCAUGUAUACAGCAGAUGUAUGCAGCUACUUCACUAUAAACAGUGUGAUUCAUAUAACAAAAUAAUUCAAAAUAAAAACUACUUUGCUCA